Danaus plexippus (monarch butterfly) is the source of this 1316-nucleotide messenger RNA. RefSeq lists its product as uncharacterized. The coding region runs from base 96 to 1130 and encodes 344 amino acids. The transcript has 6 exons. The record is from RefSeq and is a predicted model, not a curated record. Lineage: Eukaryota; Metazoa; Arthropoda; Insecta; Lepidoptera; Nymphalidae.
UUUUAAUGAUUUUUAUAACUAUAUAACAAUUUCAAUUUUAAUUAUCUGAACCAAAUAUUCUUCAUCUAAACUUAGUAGACAAUGUUAAUAGCGUAAUGACAGAAGCUCGAAAAGUAAAUUUGGCCAAAGAGAGUUUUCAAAGGCCGCCAAUUAAUUCCGUUAAAUCCUCCGAAGGUGGCGGAAAACAUCAAAUUAAACAUAAAAAUAAAAUACCAAAAGCCUUACGAUAUGAUUUAGAAAAUGCUCUAGUUGGGCUCUGCGAUGUAUGGUUUGAAGAAAUCAAGCCUUAUUUAGAACGCAAUAAUAUAAAGCUGCACGUCCACGGAACGGAGACCGGUGGCGGUGAGCCUGAGACGAACCCAGAGUGUUCCCACCUCGACCCAGGUAGAAAUGAUCGACAUCAGCUUCGCAGUGCAAACUGUGUCGGUUGUUGUUCAACGCCUCCAAUAGCAUCGAAAGCGCGGUGUCCCAAGCCGCUUCCACAUCUAUGGUCUUCCCACAAUCGGGAAACUUCAACGGAGAGACCAUGUCGUAAAAGUAAACAACAAAGAAAAAGGUCAGCCAGAGUGAGACAAAUAGCUGCUUCACCAUCGCCACCCAGACCGUUAGUGCCACGUCUUUGCCGAACUUACAGUAUACCUCGAAACCACAAUCUGACAGAGUAUUUAGUACCAAGUAACAGGGAAGUGUCACAGAAGCCAUUACAACGGAGUAGAUUACGGUACCCAUUGCGAACACUAAGACAAUUUAGAGACGCAUCAACUCAAACAGACAGAAAAGUAGGGGAUUGCAAGAAAGAAAAAUCUCAAUCGCCUUUAAUAAAAAAAUAUGAAGUUAAAGUUGAUUUGCCGGAUACCGUUAACAAAAAGACCACAUCUCUGUCGCCCAAUUUCGGCAAAUGUCAAGCUACGACAUCGUUUUUUUCUUCGAAAAUUAAAAACGAAGAGCAAGCCCUAUUUAAAGAUGAUUUAAUUGAUGUAAUAAAAGAGAAACACGAUAAGAGACUGCACAUACUGUACAGGAAUACAGGUCAAGAAGAAUACCCAUCGGUCAUGAAUCUAUUUUCACCUAAAACAAACAACAUCAUACUGAAGCCUAAAAGACCUUGUAAGGCACCUCAUUGGAGAUAAAUAACACGUACUUUUAUGAUGUCUAAGGAUGCAGUCAAUAGUUUUAUAAUUAUUAUACUUAUACUGAAUAUUCUUUUAUUCAGAAUAGAUGUAUUGUUGUAUCCUUAUGAUUUUUCUACUUUGUAAUGUUUAGGUUAUUUCAUAUUAAAAGUGUAAAAAAAUAAUAGAACCUUUUUGUUCAUAUUG